Messenger RNA from Alternaria viburni, 366 nucleotides. RefSeq lists its product as uncharacterized. NCBI's taxonomy places the organism in Eukaryota, Fungi, Ascomycota, Dothideomycetes, Pleosporales, Pleosporaceae. The record is from RefSeq and is a predicted model, not a curated record. The transcript has a single exon. The coding region runs from base 1 to 366 and encodes 121 amino acids.
AUGUCAUCCCCACCCUCCGCAAUGCAAAUCCGCGCCGAGAACGCCGAGCAAGAAAACGCUGCGUUGAAGCGAGACCUCGAGCUCGCCAACAAGAAGAACGAAGACCUCGCGACAAAGCUGGAAGCGUCGGAGAAGGAGCUUGAAGAAUACAAGCAAGCUGAAACCGAUCGCGAGAACGAGCGGAAGAAGGUUGCAGACGACGAGAAGGCGGCACACGAUACUGGGGUUGCUCGUUGGAAGGAUGCGGCGGUAUCUGGGGCUAGUUUGAAUGAACAGUCGCAAGCAUUCCUGGGUAAUAGGCCUCCGAGACGCAGCGUGGAGGAAAAGUCGGCUGCGUGGUUGGCGGAGUAUAGGAAGAAGAAGUGA